Capsicum annuum is the source of this 2734-nucleotide messenger RNA. Its product is annotated as somatic embryogenesis receptor kinase 2. Gene Ontology annotation, biological process: protein phosphorylation. Lineage: Eukaryota; Viridiplantae; Streptophyta; Magnoliopsida; Solanales; Solanaceae. The record is from RefSeq and is a predicted model, not a curated record. The transcript is spliced from 11 exons. Gene Ontology annotation, molecular function: ATP binding; protein binding; protein kinase activity. The coding region runs from base 526 to 2427 and encodes 633 amino acids.
GGCAAACGGGCAAAGCACCGUUUCGGGCAGCUUGACACGCCCAAAAAGAGAAGGAUGAGUAAUUUCUCUCACUUACUUUUUUCUUCUCUCUCUACACACAAUGCAACAACUCACAGUCCAGAGAGAGAGAGAGAGAGAGAAGGUAGUACAAAUAUGUGAAAAGUUUGUAACAGAUAAACAAAAAGGGAUGCAUUACAAGAAGGAGAAGAACUAAACUGAACUGAAAAAAGCACAAAAAGAGUUGUAUUAGAGUAAAGGGGUACCAAAAUCUUGAAAAUAGAAGUGUAAAAAUUUGAUCUUUUUUUUUUGUGGGUAGUGUGAAUGAGAUUGAUUAUUGGGUUUUGAGCUUUGUGGGGGUGUUUAUUUUUUGGUUUGGUAAUGAGGGUUAGGGUUUUCUUGAUUUUUUGAGUAAAUGCUGGAUUUUUUGAGUUUGGUUUACUUGGAUCUAGGAGGUUUUUUCAGUGAGCUAGCUUCUUGAUUUGUAAACACACACACACACACACACACACACACACAUAUAUAUAUAUGUUUGUGUAUUUGAUGGUGAAGGUGAUGGAGAAGGAGGCGUUGGUGUCAUUGUUGGUGUGGCUAAUCCUGAUUGUACAUCCUUUUAAGCUCAUUUGUGGUAAUAUGGAAGGUGAUGCGUUGCACAGUCUGCGCACCAACUUACAGGAUCCUAACAAUGUGUUACAGAGCUGGGACCCUACCCUUGUUAAUCCUUGCACAUGGUUUCAUGUUACUUGCAACAAUGACAACAGUGUUAUAAGAGUUGAUUUAGGAAAUGCAGCUUUAUCUGGUCAGUUAGUCCCACAGCUUGGCCUUUUGAAGAAUUUGCAGUACUUGGAGCUUUACAGCAAUAACAUAAGUGGUCCAAUACCGAGUGAUCUUGGAAAUUUGACUAAUCUGGUCAGCUUGGAUCUCUACUUGAACGUCUUCACCGGUCCCAUCCCGACUUCCUUGGGCAAGCUGUCGAAAUUGAGAUUCCUUCGGCUCAACAAUAAUAGCUUGUCUGGUGACAUCCCAAUGUCACUGACUAAUAUCUCAUCACUACAAGUGUUGGAUCUGUCAAACAACCGUCUCUCAGGUGCUGUUCCAGAUAAUGGUUCCUUUUCUCUAUUCACACCUAUCAGUUUUGCAAAUAAUCUGGAUCUUUGUGGGCCUGUAACUGGACGUCCUUGCCCAGGAUCUCCUCCAUUCUCUCCUCCACCUCCAUUUGUUCCACCACCGCCAAUUUCUACUCCAGGAGGAAAUGGUGCAACUGGAGCAAUUGCCGGAGGUGUAGCUGCUGGUGCUGCUCUACUAUUUGCGGCUCCUGCCAUUGCAUUUGCCUGGUGGCGCCGUAGAAAGCCACAAGAAUUUUUCUUUGAUGUACCAGCUGAAGAAGAUCCGGAAGUUCACCUAGGUCAACUGAAAAGGUUCUCCCUUCGAGAGCUACAAGUUGCAACCGACAGUUUUAGCAAUAAAAACAUUCUGGGUCGAGGUGGAUUUGGUAAGGUAUACAAAGGACGCUUAGCUGAUGGAUCAUUGGUGGCUGUUAAGCGGCUAAAGGAGGAGCGUACUCCUGGAGGGGAGUUGCAGUUUCAAACAGAAGUUGAGAUGAUUAGCAUGGCAGUGCAUAGGAAUCUUCUACGAUUGCGUGGCUUCUGCAUGACACCAACUGAAAGGCUGCUUGUCUACCCCUACAUGGCCAAUGGAAGUGUUGCAUCAUGCCUGAGAGAGCGACCACCAUCUGAACCGCCACUUGAUUGGCCAACACGAAAAUGCAUCGCUUUGGGUUCUGCCAGGGGAUUAUCAUAUUUGCAUGAUCAUUGUGACCCUAAGAUUAUCCAUCGUGAUGUGAAAGCUGCAAAUAUAUUGCUAGAUGAAGAAUUUGAGGCUGUUGUAGGAGACUUUGGUUUGGCUAAACUUAUGGACUACAAGGAUACACAUGUUACUACUGCUGUGCGUGGUACAAUUGGGCAUAUAGCUCCAGAAUACCUGUCCACAGGGAAAUCUUCAGAAAAGACUGAUGUUUUUGGAUAUGGGAUAAUGCUUCUGGAGCUAAUCACCGGCCAACGUGCUUUUGAUCUUGCUCGGCUUGCAAAUGAUGACGAUGUCAUGUUGCUCGACUGGGUGAAAGGACUCCUUAAAGAGAAGAAAUUGGAAAUGCUGGUUGACCCUGAUCUUCAGAACAAAUACGUGGAGGCUGAGGUGGAGCAACUGAUCCAGGUAGCAUUGCUUUGUACUCAAAGCAACCCAAUGGAUCGGCCCAAGAUGUCGGAGGUGGUGAGAAUGCUUGAAGGCGAUGGCUUGGCUGAAAGAUGGGAUGAGUGGCAGAAGGUAGAAGUUCUACGGCAGGAGGUGGAACUUGCACCACAUCCUGGUUCUGAUUGGAUAGUUGACUCAACAGAGAAUUUACACGCAGUUGAAUUAUCGGGUCCAAGGUGACCGUACUACCCAAGUAAAGAAAAACAAAUCUUAGGAGCUCUUAUUUUUGUUGACCUUGUCAAAGUUUUUCUUGUGGAACUUUUAAGUAAAAUCACCAGUUGUAAGUUUAUGAAGUGUAUGUUACAUUGUGCAUAAGAAUUUGUACUAAUAGGAAUUCUAAAUCCACCCCUGACAAGUUGCACAUAGGCGUAGUAGUUAAGUGCUUUAAAGUCGUCUUACACAGUAUGCUGUUAGCUGAGUCUUGUUUUCAGUGACAUUGUUCUACUGACACUGGAAAUGAAAUCAAUAUAUUGAGGUUAUUUACAAA